AUGAGCUACCACCAGGGCCAACCCCAGCUCGGGGCGACUUUUGUGCCAGGAGGCUUCGAUGACUAUUAUAUGCCGGCUCCUUCGCCUGAAGUCAUCUCGCCUGCGCCUCAGCGGAUAAUGCCCGAAGUGCCCGAGAACAUGCAAGAAAACAUCGCGCAUCUGGAGCUGGAAGCCAACGGCCCUCGUGGUACCAACGGCGCCAUGUCACCCAUGCAGGGCUACAAUCAGUCACAGCAGAACUUCCCGCCGCGACAGGCGAGCUACCAGAACGAGCUGCCUGUCCACAACGAUCAAUGGCCGGCGCGGCAAGCGAGCAUCUCCUCUGCCUUCCGGCAACCACCAAACGUGCAGCCUCAGUCGGUGCAGCAGCAGCCGUCGCACGACUACAACCAGUUCGCCCAGAGCCACGACUCGCCCAACUUCUCCCCCUUCCCCAAGCUUCCCAACAAGCCUCCGAACGUGCCGCCGUCCGACGAUGAGAAGGAGGCUGUCCUGGAGAACGCCCGCUUGCCGGUGCUCAACUCGAAUGAUCCCGAGAUGCAGCUGGCAUGGGCACAAGAUGCACUGCAAUAUGUAGACGCCGCGCAACUGCACGAGCAGCGCAUUUCAGAGAUCCAGGGGGCGAGACCGGCCACACCACAAGUCGAGCACCAGCUCCGUCUGGACGCGAUGAACGUAGUCACCUUCUUGGCGGACCAAGGCCAUCCGAAAGCGACCUUUAUGCGGGGUAUGUGGCUAGAGUUUGGCAAGUUUGGCAUGCGCGCAGACAAGAAGGAAGCGUUCAGAUGCUACUCCCGCGCGGCUGCAAAGGGAUACGCAAGGGCAGAAUACCGCAUGGGCAUGCAGUUUGAGCAGUCGAAUGACCCCAUCAAGGCUCUGCAGAACUACAAAGCUGGCGCCGAACAAGGCGACUCAGCCUCCAACUACCGUCUUGGUAUGAUGACGCUGCUCGGACAGCACGGCCAGCCACAAGACUUUGCAAGAGGAGUACAACUGAUCAAACUGGCUGCGGCCACUGCCGAUGAGAAUGCUCCACAGGGUGCUUACGUGCUGGGUAUGCUUCAGGCGCGAGAACUGCCCCAAAUCAACGUGCCCGAGAUGUUUUUGCCCUACGAUGAGAAGGGCGCCAGACAAAACAUAGAGAAGGCCGCCUAUCUCGGGUUCGCAAAGGCUCAGCUGAAGAUGGGCUCCGCCUACGAGCUCUGCAGUCUGGGCUGUGAGUUUAACCCUACGCUGUCGUUACACUACAACGCACUCGCAUCAAGGCAGGGUGAGCCCGAGGCAGACAUGGCUAUCAGCAAAUGGUUCCUCUGUGGACACGAAGGAGAGUUCAAUAAGAACGAAGAGCUGGCGUACCAAUACGCACAACGUGCCGCAGCGGCUGGCCUCGCAACAGCAGAGUUCGCCAUGGGCUACUUCAACGAGAUCGGCAUGAACACGCCGGUCAAUCUUGACAAAGCCUUGGAGUGGUACGAAAAGGCAGAGAAGAACGGCAACAAAGAUGCGACUGCACGUAUAGAGAGCAUCUCCAAGCUGUCACGGACGCUGUCAAAGAAGGACCAUGAAAACGUCGCUAUCAACAUGAUCAAAUCGAAGCACGGCUCCAUGCGAGGGCAGCGGCCAGCGAGACUGCAAAAGUCACAUGCUCCUAUGCCUUCUAUCACCGAUAUCAGUCCUUCUGAUUACGGCGAUACCUCCCCAGCCACCCCUACAGGUGGUCGCCAUCCGCCAAGAGGCGAUAGUACAACGCCGUAUCCUAUGUCUGACCAGCCCCCAAUGAUCUCGAAUGGCCCCAUGUCGGCUCCCUACGACCGUCCCUCUACAGCAGCGCCAUACCCUAUGGACAAUGGCCCUCCUCGACUAAGUCCACAGCGGCCAGGUAUCGCCGGUGGCUUUGCGCCAGAGGUGAGGGCUUCGAGUGCUCGACCUGCAUCCUCAGCAUUCAACAUCAACCCCAACGUUUAUCCUCCAAAUGAUCCUUAUGGACGCGGCAGUCCUCGACCUAAUCCCGGUCCUGGUUACGACAUGGGUCCGAUGCCAAUGCGUCCUCAUACGAGUGUGGACAACAUGGGUCCAGGACGUGGUGGACGUCCUUCCAGCGGUGGUCGUGGUGCGCCGCUGCCAGCAGGAGGACCAGCGAGUUACAGGCAGCCGGGAGGACCGAGCGCUCAACGUCCAGAAACCCAGAACCGCCCAUCGACGACGCAGCCUCCUGAUAUUGGAUACAGUGCGCCAGAUGGACGUAACAAGCUGCAGAAACCGACAGGGGCGCCACUCAAGAAAGCGCCCACACUGCCAGACAUUGGCUACGUCGCGCCUCUCGAGCCCCGCCAGCACACCCGCCCAUCUACAGUUCAACCAGGUCAGGAGAGUAGGACUUCUUCACGCAUGGAUAGACCCUCGACUACUACACCCGGUCAAGGCUCCCGACCCUCAUCACGGCCAGGCUCCUCUGGUCGUCCUAGCGGAUACGACAACAUGCCCAAGCCUCAUAGGGUACAAACAUUGCAACAGCAGCAACCACCUCCCAAGCCUGCGCCAGUGCAAGCAGGUAAGCCGGCGACGCCUACACCACCUAAGCCAGCGCCAUCAGCUGCUUCGACACCAGGCAAGGGACCAAAGACGUUUGAUGAGAUGGGCAUAGGACAGGCGCCUAAGGACAGCGAUUGUAUUGUCAUGUAG
This is a messenger RNA of Alternaria arborescens, 2682 nucleotides long. RefSeq lists its product as hypothetical. The transcript has 3 exons. Gene Ontology annotation, molecular function: protein binding. The record is from RefSeq and is a predicted model, not a curated record. NCBI's taxonomy places the organism in Eukaryota, Fungi, Ascomycota, Dothideomycetes, Pleosporales, Pleosporaceae. Bases 1 to 2682 code for a protein of 893 amino acids.